CGAACGUAGUGAUUAUAUGCUCUUUGAUUUGAACUUGUGCUGAGAGCCUACCGCGAACCACGUUCGACGUGUUGCCUUCCUGUCACACUUACUAUUUAAGAUGUUAAGUAUACAAAUCCUGAUAUUUUGUGUAACUGCAACAUUAUCCUACAAUGACGAGACAUGUUCCAAAUACAACUCUUGUUCGGAAAACCACAAUAAAUAUUCGAAAGACACUAAUAAAUGGACUGCAAAUAUUUUGAAUGAAAUUCAAGCUGCUAUUGCAGUCUAUGUGCCCUGCGAAUGGCAAAACUGUAGCUGCUACAAAUCCGUGGUUGACCAAGACUUAGGACCAUUUAAAGAUGGAAUUACGAAGGAAAUGUUUUCGCUCGCUCAGUCUAAGGCCACCAAAUAUCAGAUAAUUGAAGGUAAACUAUAUCGGCAAAAAGAUUGCCACUUCCCAGCCAGAUGUUCAGGUGUGGAACAUUACUUGAUCGCUCUGGCACCAAAGUUGCCAAAUAUGGAGCUAGCCAUAAAUACUCGGGAUUGGCCUCAAAUCAACCAUGUUUGGGGUCAUCUGAAGGCACCUGUAUUUUCAUUUAGCAAGACUAAAGAUUACUAUGACAUAAUGUACCCAGCAUGGAGUUUUUGGGAGGGUGGUCCAGCAAUAGCAUUAUAUCCUAAUGGAAUUGGACGGUGGGACAAACACAGAUUAUCCAUCUCUGCUGCUGCUGAAAGGUGGCCUUGGAGUAUGAAGGAACAGAAAGGUUUUUUCAGAGGUUCUAGGACAAGUGAAGAGCGAGAUGCACUUGUUCGCCUGUCUAGGGAAAUGCCUAAUUUAGUUGAUGCCCAGUAUACAAAGAAUCAGGCAUGGAAAUCCAAAGCGGACACGCUGGACGCGGAACCAGCUACGGAAGUUUCCUUUGAAGACCAUUGCAAGUACAAGUAUUUAUUUAACUAUAGAGGCGUCGCAGCGAGUUUCCGUUUCAAACACCUGUUUCUCUGCAAGUCAUUAGUAUUUCACGUCGGGAAUGAAUGGCAGGAGUUCUAUUAUCCAUCUUUAAAACCUUGGGUGCACUAUGUACCAUUAAGCCCAAAAGCUACACAGUCAGAAAUCGCCAAAUACAUACAAUUUUUCCAAGAAAAUGAUUCGUUGGCGCAAGAGAUAGCAGAAAAAGGAUAUCAAUUUAUUUGGGAAAACUUGACAGCUAAGGAUGUGAAAUGCUACUGGAGACACUUGCUGAAAAAAUACGUCAAAUUACUGAAGUACGACAUUGUGAGAGAUGAAGAUCUCAUCAAAAUAUCAUAAGUAUGGAUAAAGAACUGUUUAAACACGAAGAAGCCUGCGCCUAGUGAUGAGGCUAAGGGCUCCUCUACACGAUGGCCCAGCGUAGGUCAGUCUAAGGGACGCAGCUAUGCGGUGAAAUGAGAUAGCAAUAUCAUUUGCUCCCUCUAAAGCAUAAAUUCGUCCCUUGGACUGGCCUACGCUCGGCCAUCGUGUAGAGGAGCCAUAAUAUAGGCUGGUGAAAAAUUAAAGAACAAGUUAUUGGUGUA
Molecule: messenger RNA, 1533 nt
Organism: Cydia pomonella (codling moth)
Lineage: Eukaryota; Metazoa; Arthropoda; Insecta; Lepidoptera; Tortricidae
Product: O-glucosyltransferase rumi homolog
Exons: 7
Coding region: 101-1288 (395 amino acids)
Biological process (GO): positive regulation of Notch signaling pathway; protein O-linked glycosylation
Cellular component (GO): endomembrane system
Molecular function (GO): UDP-glucosyltransferase activity; UDP-xylosyltransferase activity
Source: RefSeq, a predicted model, not a curated record